This is a messenger RNA of Pollicipes pollicipes, 4823 nucleotides long. Its product is annotated as putative glutamate synthase [NADPH]. Gene Ontology annotation, molecular function: glutamate synthase activity; iron-sulfur cluster binding; oxidoreductase activity, acting on the CH-NH2 group of donors, NAD or NADP as acceptor. Lineage: Eukaryota; Metazoa; Arthropoda; Thecostraca; Pollicipedomorpha; Pollicipedidae. The record is from RefSeq and is a predicted model, not a curated record.
CAGCGUACCGGUGAGCCCGCUGCUGGUGCUGGGCGCUACCCACCACCAUCUGAUCGAGGAGAGGCAGCGCAUGAAGAUCGGCCUCAUCGUGGAGACGGGCGAGGCCAGGGAGGUGCACCAGAUGUGCGUGCUGCUGGGCUUCGGUGCCGAUGCCAUCUGCCCCUACAUGGUGUUCGAGAUCAUGGCGGGGCUCCGUGAUGAGAAGGUUCUGGACGAAACCUUCACCGAUGAGGUCAUCUUCAACAACUAUGUGGCGGCCAUGUCCCGCGGCAUAGCCAAGGUGAUGGCCAAGAUGGGCAUCUCCACUCUGCAGUCCUACAAGGGCGCCCAGAUCUUCGAGGCUGUCGGUCUCAACCAUGAAGUUAUCGACAAGUGCUUCAAGGGCACGUCCUCGCGGCUGGACGGCGUCACGUUCAAGCUGCUGGCGGACGAAGCCAUCUGCCGGCACGCGCUCUCCUACAACCUGCGCGAGUGCGACACGUACGUGCUGCCCAACCCCGGCUACUACCACUGGCGCAAGGGCGGCGAAAAGCACAUCAACGACCCAGACAACAUCGCCAGUCUGCAGGCGGCGGCGCGCACCAACAGCCGCAGCGCGUACGAGCGGUUCGUGGCGUCCAGCAUGACCACCAUCCGCGAGUGCACGCUUCGCGGCCAGUUGCAGCUGGUGGACGGCGUCACGCCCGUCGACAUCAGCCAGGUGGAGCCGGCCAGCGAGAUCGUCAAGCGCUUCGCCACCGGCGCCAUGAGCUUCGGCAGCAUCUCGAUCGAGACGCACACCUCGCUGGCCAUCGCCAUGAACCGCGUCGGCGGCAAGUCCAACACGGGCGAGGGCGGAGAGAACUCGGACCGCUUCAUCGUCGACGACCCCAACUUCAACAAGCGCUCGGCCAUCAAGCAGGUGGCGUCGGGACGGUUCGGAGUGACGGCCACGUACCUGGCCAACGCCAACGAGCUGCAAAUCAAGAUGGCACAGGGCGCCAAGCCCGGCGAGGGAGGCGAGCUGCCCGGACACAAGGUGUCGGAGGACAUCGCGGCCACGCGCCACUCGGUGCCCGGCGUGGGUCUGAUCUCGCCGCCGCCCCACCACGACAUCUACUCGAUCGAGGACCUGGCCGAGCUCAUCUUCGACCUCAAGUCGGCCAACCCGGAGGCUCGCAUCAGCGUCAAGCUCGUCUCUGAAGUCGGCGUCGGCGUUGUGGCCAGCGGCGUCGCCAAGGGCAAGGCGGAGCACAUCACCAUCUCGGGCCACGACGGAGGCACGGGCGCCAGCAGCUGGACGGGCAUCAAGUUCGCCGGCCUACCCUGGGAGCUGGGCCUCUCGGAGACGCACCAGACGCUGACGCUCAACAACCUGCGCUCGCGGGUGGUGCUGCAGGUGGACGGACAGAUCCGCACCGGUUUUGACGUGCUGGUGGGCGCGAUCCUGGGCGCCGACGAGUUCGGCUUCAGCACGGCGCCGCUGAUCGCGCUCGGCUGCAUCAUGAUGCGCAAGUGCCACCUGAACACGUGCCCGGUCGGCAUCGCCACCCAGGACCCGGAGCUGCGCAAGAAGUUCGAGGGCCAGCCGGAGCACGUCAUCAACUACCUGUUCCUGCUGGCCGAGGAGGUGCGCGGCUACAUGGCCAAACUGGGCGUCACCAAGUUCAACGACCUCAUCGGCCAGACGAAGUUCUUGCGCAUGCGCGACGACCUGCCGCCGAAGACGAAGCUGCUGAACUUUGCCCGGAUCCUGCUGAACGCUCAGGAGCUGCGUCCCAACACCAGCAUACUGGGCGGGAGUGUGGCUCAGGACUUCAGACUGAGUGAGCGCAUGGAGGAGGGCAUCAUCAGCCAGUGCAUGGACGUGAUUGAAGGCAAGACGGACCAGGUGCACAUCGACAGUACCAUCUCCAACAACUGCCGCACUUUUGGAGCCACCCUCAGCUGUCGCAUCGCCAAGAAGCACAUGGACGCGGGCUUGCCGGACAACAGCAUCCAAAUCAGCCUGAAGGGCUCUGCCGGCCAGAGCUUCGGCGCUUUCUUGUCGAAGGGAGUCCACCUGACCCUGGAGGGCGACGCCAACGAUUACGUGGGCAAGGGCCUGUCCGGCGGCGAACUGACCAUCUACCCGCCGACGGGCAUGUCGGAGUCAUUCCGCUCCGACGACAACAUCAUCGUAGGCAACGUGUGCCUGUACGGAGCCACGUCCGGCCGUGCCAUGAUCCGAGGCCAGGCCGCCGAGCGCUUCUGCGUCCGGAACUCGGGCGCCACCGCCGUCAUUGAGGGUGUCGGCGACCACUGCUGCGAGUACAUGACCGGCGGCCGGGUGCUCAUCCUCGGCGCCACGGGCAGGAACUUCGCCGCCGGCAUGUCCGGAGGCAUUGCCUACGUCUUCAGCGAGGUGGCCGACGACUUCCACCAGAAGUGCAACAUGGAGAUGGUGGACCUGCUUCCCAUGGACAAGGACGAGGACAUCAUGUUCGUGGAGGCCCUGCUGCGGGAGUUUUCCGAAAAGACGGGCUCCAAGGUAGCGCUCAAAAUCCUGGAGAACUGGCCGGAGAACGCCAAGAAGUUCACCAAGGUCUUCCCGUACGAGUACCAGCGGGCCCUGCGCCAGCUGGCCGAGGCGGAGUUCAAGAAGAAGCAGCUGGAGAAGCGCAAGGAGGCCAAGACCGAGUCGGACGAGGAGCCGGACGUGCUGGACAUCGAGGACGCCAUCACCGACGCCGAGAAGGAGGCCAAGAUCCUGGUCAAGCUGGACAAGAUGAGGGGCUUUAUGAAGUACGACCGCGAGAAGGUGUUGUACCGGCCGGCGAGCGAGCGGAUGCAGGACUGGGGCGAGAUCUACAGCCACAAGUCGGUCAAGAAGGGGCUGCGCAGGCAGGCGGCUAGAUGCAUGGAGUGCGGCACCCCGAUGUGUCAGAGCACCACCGGCUGUCCGCUGGGCAACAUCAUCCCCAAGUGGAACGAUCUCGUCUACAAGGGCCUCUGGCAGGAGGCGCUGGACCAUCUGCUGCAGACCAACAACUUCCCGGAGUUCACGGGUCGCGUGUGCCCCGCUCCAUGCGAGGGCGCCUGCGUGCUGGGCAUCAUCUCGCCGCCGGUCACCAUCAAGAACAUCGAGUGUGCCAUCAUCGACCAUGGCUUUGAAAUGGGCUGGAUCCGUCCGGAGCCCCCGCUGACCCGGACCGGCCGACGCGUGGCGAUCGUGGGCGGCGGGCCGGCCGGCAUGGCCGCCGCCCACCAGCUCAACAAGGCCGGCCAUACGGCCGUCGUCAUGGAGCGGAACGACCGCAUCGGCGGCCUCCUGCAGUACGGCAUACCCUCCAUGAAGCUGGACAAGGAGGUGGUGCAGCGGCGCGUGCGCCUGCUCGAGGACGAGGGCGUCGCCUUCGUCACCAACUGCACUGUUGGUGUUGAUGUCAAGCCGAAGGAGCUGAUGGACGAGUACGACGCCACAAUUCUGUGCACGGGCGCCACGUGGCCGCGCGACCUGCCGAUCCCCGGCCGCAAGCUGGACGGCAUCCACUUCGCCAUGGAGUUCCUGGAGACGUGGCAGAAGAAGCAGAUGGGCAACGAGAUCGACGAGUCGCGCCUGCUGGCCAAGGACCGGGACGUGAUUGUGAUCGGUGGCGGCGACACGGGCAACGACUGCAUCGGCACCUCGCUGCGACAUGGAGCCCGCUCCAUCACGGCGUUCGAGAUCCUGCCGCAGCCGCCGGACACGCGCGCUCCCGACAACCCCUGGCCAGAGUGGCCCAAGGUGUUCCGGGUCGACUACGGACACGAGGAGGUCAAGACCAAGUUCGGCCACGAUCCGCGCCACUACUCCAUCAUGUCGAAGGAGUUCCUGUCGGACGACAACGGCCGGGUCUCUGGGAUCCGCACGGUCCGGGUCGACUGGGUCAAGGACGACAACGGCCGCUGGCAGCUCAAGGAGCUGCCUGACACCGAACAGGUGUUCAAAGCGGACCUGGUGAUCCUGGCCAUGGGCUUCCUGGGCCCGGAGGCCGACAUCAUCAAGCAGAUGGAGCUGGAGCAGGACGGCCGCUCCAACAUCCGCACGCCCGACGGAAAGUACUGCACCAGCGUGCCGGGCGUGUUCGCCGCCGGAGACUGUCGGCGCGGCCAGUCGCUCAUCGUGUGGGCCAUCUCGGAGGGCCGCCAGGUGGCGCGCGAGGUGGACGAGUUCCUCUCGCAGGGGCUCACCAUGCUGCCCGGCCAGGGUGGCAUCAUCCGCAUCCCAGCACUGGGCGAGAAGAAGAAGUGGGACCCGCUCGAAGACUACGAGAUUCCCGUCUGAGUCGCGCCGCCGCCGUCAGGGCGCUCAGCGGCGCUAGUGUAGCGGGCGCGGCGCGGCUGCGCGAGGGCUCUUGGAGCAGCGCGUCGGUGAGCUUAGUUCCCCGUGGGUCGUGUUCGUGUGAGGCGCAGGGGAGGUGCAGGCUCCAUGCGGCCGGACGCCAACGUAGUGCAGUCUCGGUGCCCGCCGUGCGCCGGCUUAGAGUCGUUCGAACGGCGCUCAGAAGUCUAGAUGUGUCGUAGCGCCUGCCCAGAUCGUACCCGCGUUGGUAAGGCUUCCGUGAUGAGCGUUGCCAUGGUCACCAAGCGAGGCCACCGACGGUGAUGGGAGGCGUCGGCUCACUGAGCAUUGCUUCCGAGUUUGGUGUGGCCGGAUAGUCUCUCCGAUUUGCUGCGUUUCAGUCCACGGCUGCGGUGAUUGAUGGCCGGUGUUGACCUUCGUGUGAGCGCGCGGAAAGCAUGGGAUGCGUCAAGCACGUCCACGGUUUUGGGCAGUAGUGCAGCCGCUUUAUAUUACGAAUAAACGGUUUCUCGUCACUGCA